CUUCUCACUGUUCAGUGGUUCACAAACGGAAAUAUUCUCGCAAGUGUUGCGCUAAUGCAAUUGUGCGCUUUGUUACUGCUAGCCACUUAUCGAAAGAACUCCAUCAUUUCUAAAUAGAGCCCCCAGUGAACGGAGGGUUUGGAACACUGGAUUCGGUUAAAAGAAGCCGCACGCCCAACACUCCUGAAAAAAGGGAUGCUAGUCAAAUCCAUCACUAUAUAAUACGUUUUCCGUUUAUAUGUUUAGGUUUUUUGUUUUAUGUUAAUGUGAGAACCAAACGUACCUGUUUCGGAAUUAAAGUUUUUCGCAAAGAAAUUGAAGUAUUUGAAAUGAAGGAAAACUGAGCACAGUAGUUAUCAAGAAGAUGUGGAUCAAAGUCAGUCAUAAUGUUUACAUAUUUCUUCAAAAGAAAAAAGCCGAUAUUUUGGGCCCAAAAAUGAUUUGAUGGAAACGCACAGCUUUCUGUUGAACAACACUGGGACAAUGAAUCUCACAAACUGCACUGCUCCUGAACCCACUGUUGCGCACCAAACAAAAACAGGCACAGAAAAAAUGCUUAUUGCCGUAACACUGGGCAUUCUAACAUUCCUCACAACGCUGUUGAAUUUUGCCGUCAUCGCAGCCAUUUGCACAACCAAGAAACUGCAUCAGCCCGCCAACUACCUGAUUUGCUCUUUGGCUCUUACUGACUUUCUGGUUUCAACCUUAGUAAUGCCGUUAAGCAUCGUGUACAUUGUCAUGGAAAAGUGGUCCCUUGGUUACAUAAUCUGUGAGGUGUGGCUUACCGUGGACAUGACCUGUUGCACCUGUUCAAUUUUACACCUGUGCGUUAUCGCACUAGACAGGUACUGGGCAAUCACUAAUGCAAUUGAAUAUGCUAGGAAGCGCACAGCGAAGAGAGCGGCAGUGAUGAUAGCUGCAGUCUGGGCUAUAUCUGUGUUCAUUUCAAUGCCGCCUUUGUUUUGGAGGCACAGCUACAGUACCAACCACCUCACCCACUGUAUCAUUGAGCACAGCCACAUUGUGUAUACAGUUUAUUCCACGUUUGGGGCGUUCUACAUUCCGCUGACCUUAAUUUUAAUUUUGUACUACAGGAUUUACCAUGCCGCAAAGCACCUCUACCAAAAGAGGGGCUCAAGCAGACACCUGAGCAACAGGAACACUGACAGCCAAAGCUCCUUUACCAACUGCAAACUCUCCCAGACUUUCUGCAUGUCUGAUUUCUCUACUUCAGAUCCAACGAUGGAGUUGGAUAAAACUAACGUUACAAUUCAAAUCCCCCCCUUUGAGACCGUAACCGAGCUGUCCUGUGAGCGGCAGCAGCUUUCAAGCUCCAGAGAGCGCAAGGCAGCCCGGAUCCUCGGGCUGAUACUGGGGGCUUUUGUCAUUUGCUGGUUGCCGUUCUUCAUCAAGGAACUGCUUGUGGGACUUCAGCUCCUAACCGCAUCUCCUGAGGUCUCUGACUUUCUGACCUGGCUCGGCUACGCCAACUCUCUCGUCAACCCAUUGCUCUACACAAGCUUUAAUGAAGAUUUUAAGUCUGCUUUUAAAAAACUGGUCAGAUCCAAAGAGCAUUCAUGA
Acipenser ruthenus (sterlet) is the source of this 1581-nucleotide messenger RNA. Its product is annotated as 5-hydroxytryptamine receptor 1E. The transcript is spliced from 2 exons. Gene Ontology annotation, molecular function: G protein-coupled serotonin receptor activity; neurotransmitter receptor activity. Lineage: Eukaryota; Metazoa; Chordata; Actinopteri; Acipenseriformes; Acipenseridae. The record is from RefSeq and is a predicted model, not a curated record. Gene Ontology annotation, cellular component: plasma membrane; dendrite. Gene Ontology annotation, biological process: chemical synaptic transmission; G protein-coupled receptor signaling pathway, coupled to cyclic nucleotide second messenger. Bases 445 to 1581 code for a protein of 378 amino acids.